AUGAAGUGUUUCUCUUUGCAGUUGGUCCGCAAAUUUCUCAUUCUUUCAGCAGCAAUGAUGGUCUUAAUCAAUCUACUUUGCAUGUGGAAAGUUAGCGACCAGAUAGAAAAAGAGAAAGAAAAGAAACUGGAAGCAAAGUUAACGAUAAAGCUAGAAAAGGUCAACCACUCGCCUUUCAUUAAACCCUGGCAUUCGAAAGUAACAACCGAAUCUGGUCAGCAGUCUACCUCUCGAGGACAGCUUAGUACAGAUCGAUGGAAACAGGAGGAAAAAUCACCAGUAAUACCUGUGUAUCAUACUUCAUUUAGGGAAAAUAAAAUUUCCACUGACAACAACAGAAUUAAGCAACGUAAGGCCAGUUCUGAAUGGCCGACAAAACAGGUAAGAAGAUUCUACCUCGCACCACCGAAUCCCGGUAACUCGAACCCUCUAUAACUCGAACCUUCCGCUAACUCGAAGCGAUUUACAUUUCCCCUCAGAUCGUUUUCUAUAUCAUUUUACCCUCGAUAACUCGAACUCCCAAGAAGUCAAACUUUUUUCUAUUUCCCUUGACGGUUGGAAUUAUCAGGAGUCAACUGAUGAUGGCCAUAACUGUUGAGUUUGUGGAUGACGUCCCAAGUGUGACCCAGGCACAAAAAAUACUGACUCGAUUUCCUAAACGAACGCGAGGGCGAAAGCUUCUUCGGACAUCUUCGUUAGUCUUCGGAAAUCUUCGACAGUCUUCGGGAAUCGUCGGUAGCCUUUGGAAAUCUUCUGAUGAAAUAAUCUGGAAUUGUCUCAAAAUGGCUGAAAACUCCUUGAUAUAUGACUAAACAAAAUAAUAUUGGCCUUUUUGGAGCCGUUUUUGCUCCUUUCAGGAAAAAAUUUACUGCUUCACAUAAUUUUUUACUGUUAGUGUUAAUGCCUAAAGUUUAACUGUUUCAUGUUCAAACCCAAAAAAAAGGAACUGUUUGAUUGUCAUCGAGGAACCCCCAUUCAGACAUUCAAAUCCCCUUUCUUGGGUUUCUGAGUCAUUCAAACGGGAUAUUGGCCAGUUCCAUUCUCCUCGCGGAAGGAGCCUUUCAAAUCGGCGGGUUAUUUCAUAAAGAUCAAUUUCCAUACCGUAGUGGAUAUGAAGAAAGAUUUCAACUUGGAAAGUUUAAUUGUUAAUUUAAAAUAUUUUGUUGUGAAAAAUCUGACCGAUUUCCGAAAAACGGUGGAAACUGGUGUAAAUCGGGCCAGUGACCAUGCAUUCUUUAAUUAAAGAUUGAGUUCCCGGCGUGUAGCAUGCAGUCUUUCUUAGAAUUGAACCAAGAACCAGAGGAUAGAGGCCGAAGGCAGCGGACGCCUAUAAACGUUUCCACAGAUAUGAUCUUCUAAGACUUACUUUAAGUAACAGAAUGGCUUGAAAAUCUAAAUUGAAUAUUUUUGAGCUUGGAAGCAAGUUCUCUGAACUGUUUUUCAGUUGCUCGGAAAUGAAAGGUACGCUACAAAAGUUACCUGCAAAUUAUUGCAACCUCAUGACCAGGGUCCUCUCUUUUCCUUACUCGAAGAAGAAAAAGAGAGUGCAGAAAUUUGGUUGGCUACAUUUAUUUAUUAUCAUGGCAUGAUGUUAGAUGGUAUCUAAAUGGUGUCCUAAGGAUAUCAAAGCUGAUAUAAGUAUGCCCAUCAACGCAAAGGCUAGAUUUGAAAGGAGAGAGGAUAAUCACGGGUAGUCGCUUUGUCAAGGAGAAAUAACUGUCUACACGUACACUUCUCUGUAGGUACAUACCCUAACGCCACUGGCACACGAAGAUGAUUUGCACAGAACCUUUGCCCCUCAAGAGUAUAUCAAAGUAAGUGAUAUCUGCCUCUAA
This is a messenger RNA of Porites evermanni, 1835 nucleotides long. Lineage: Eukaryota; Metazoa; Cnidaria; Anthozoa; Scleractinia; Poritidae. The record is from the annotation of a GenBank genome assembly.